Messenger RNA from Magnolia sinica, 1843 nucleotides. RefSeq lists its product as uncharacterized. The record is from RefSeq and is a predicted model, not a curated record. Bases 72 to 1451 code for a protein of 459 amino acids. Gene Ontology annotation, molecular function: protein binding. The transcript has 7 exons. Lineage: Eukaryota; Viridiplantae; Streptophyta; Magnoliopsida; Magnoliales; Magnoliaceae.
AUAUCCUCCUUUCCUUGCCUUUUUCUGAGAGGGCGAUAGCGAGAACGAAAAACUAAAAAAAAUAAAAAAAAAUGAAACCGAGGCUUUUGAAGAAGAUGAAGUUGGAGAAGACGGUCGAUGACCCAAGUGUGCUAGAAGAAUCCAUUUUGUGGAAGACGGUUGAUUACCCGAGUGUGCAAGAAGAAUCCAUUUUGUCGAAGACGGUCGAUGACCCGAAUAUGCAAGAAGAAUUCGUUAUGUCUUCCAUAGAGUAUCUUAAGAAAAGCAUAGCACAUCACAAAUCUAAGUUAGAGGAAGAUGAGAAGAGGUUGCAUGAGUUAGAAUCUCAGCUAGCUCGACUUCGGCCCCAACAGGAAAUCUUUGACUUGCAAAGUGAAGGGAGUAAAAGGAAAUUUGAACAAAAGGACCACAAGCGCUUAAUUCCGUUGGUACGUAGCUGCUUGUCACCAUGCACAAUCCAUAUGCAACCUUGUAUCAGCAUCUCCAGUCAACAUAAGAGAAAGUUGAGAAGUCUUGUGCUAAAUCCAGUUAAUGAUCAGCUCUUUGUGACAAGUGCAUUGGAUGGGAUCGUGAACUUAUGGAAAAUUGAGGACCAAGGGUCUUAUGCAUCUUUACUUAGUGAAACAGACUGUAUUUCUCCAAAGCAAAGGAAAUGGCCUGAGGAUAUAGCUUGGCACCCACAUGGAGAUAGCAUAUAUUCUGCGUAUACUGCUGAUGGUGGUGAUUCCCAGAUAUCGAUUUUGGAUUUAAAUUCCUCGCAUAAAAAAAGAGUUACCUUCAUAGAAGAAAAGCCUCAUCUAAAGGGGGUUAUAAACAAUAUCACUUUCAUGCCUUGGGUUGAUAUAUGUUUUACAACUGGUGGGAGUGACCAUGCUGUGGUUCUUUGGAGAAAUGAAGAUGGUAAAAACUCAUGGAAAGUGGAGGCCUUACAUCGACAGUUACAUUCUUCAGCUGUUAUGGGAGUUGUUGGAAUGCAACAGAAGCAGAUGGUGAUAUCUGUAGGCGCGGACAAGAGAAUUGUUAGAUAUGAUAUACUGGCAGAAAGAGUUGAUUACAAACAUCAAAUUGAAAGCAAAUGCAUGAGCGUCCUAGCUAAUCCAUCUGAUUUCAACUUGGUCAUGGUGCAAACAGGGGCUCCUCAGAAGCAACUUCGGCUAUUUGAUAUUAGGCUAAGGCAGGCAGAGAUUCAUGCGUUUGGGUGGAAACAAGAAAGUAGUGAGUCACAAUCGGCUUUGAUAAACCAGGCAUGGUCUCCUAAUGGUUUAUACAUCAGCUCUGGCUCGGCAGACCCCAUGAUCCAUAUUUUCGAUAUCAGAUACAUUGCUUGCAACCCCUCCCAAUCGGUGAAAGCUCACAAGAAACGAGUUUUCAAAGCAGUAUGGCACCACUCAUUCCCACUUCUUACCUCUAUAUCUUCUGAUUUGUGCAUUGGAUUGCACAAGAUUACUUAGGAAUUGCAAAGACAACUAUUCCCUGUAUCUAUCAUUCUUUUUGUUGUGUGUUUUUUGUAUAGCGAGGGAAAUUGCCCAACACCAUUGAUGCCCAACUAGUGGACCUUGUGGUGAUCCUAGUUAUCAUUUUGAUGGGCAUUGGAAAGGCAGUAAGAAUAGUCCAAAGUUCUUUGAUGGAUGGUUAUGCUCCACUGCAAUGCAUACCAUGAUUUUGGAUGGUUUGAACUGAAAUCAAUGAUCAUCUGGCAUGUGACACCUGAAAUUAACUCCAAAGUUAGAUUCCUUUAUCCAUGUAACUGUAAUCUCACAACACUUCUUUGCUAGUCUGAAGUGUGUUUGGGGGCUUGUAAAGUAUUUGGGUGGAUACUUAAUAGAAAAUGACAUUUUCCCCA